Molecule: messenger RNA, 1529 nt
Organism: Nasonia vitripennis (jewel wasp)
Lineage: Eukaryota; Metazoa; Arthropoda; Insecta; Hymenoptera; Pteromalidae
Product: DDB1- and CUL4-associated factor 13
Exons: 7
Coding region: 139-1476 (445 amino acids)
Biological process (GO): maturation of SSU-rRNA from tricistronic rRNA transcript (SSU-rRNA, 5.8S rRNA, LSU-rRNA)
Cellular component (GO): small-subunit processome; nucleolus
Molecular function (GO): protein binding
Source: RefSeq, a predicted model, not a curated record
CGGUAGCGGACGUAAGUAGCGCUGGUGCUAGACGCUAGUGCGUAAAUAUCACGAAAACACGUUGUUGCUUACACGUGUGCUAAAGAUGUUUACAACUGUUUUUGAGAACAAGUAGUUAUUUGAAUCCUGACUACAAACAUGAAGGUAAAAGUGUUAUCGAGGAAUCCUGACGAAUAUUUGCGCGAAACCAAACGGGACAUCCACAAAGUUCCCAGAAACUACGAUCCUGCGCUACAUCCGUUCGAAGCUUCAAGAGAAUACACACGAGCUUUGAAUGCAGUGAAAUUAGACAGGGUUUUCGCCAAGCCAUUCAUUGGUAAUUUAGAGGGUCACAAAGAUGCUGUUUCUUGCAUGUGCAAACACCCAAAACGUUUGCAGAUUCUCUUAAGUGGUGCCUUUGAUGGAGAGGUCAGAGUUUGGAACUUGCCACAGAGAACUUGUGAACGUAGCUUCUUGGCACACGAUGGAAAUGUGCGGGGCAUUGCAUUUUCACCUGAUGCGGAGAAUAUUAUUACGGUAGGAGACGACAAGACAAUUAAAACAUGGAAAUCAGCAAAACCUGAUGAGGACGAGGAAGAAGAGCCUACCAACACUAUUAUCAGUAAGACUAUUAUAACUGGUAUAACUCAUCAUCGAACUGAUCCCACUUUUGCUACUUGUGGAGAAGUAUGCAAUUUAUGGGAAGAGACAAGAAAUGAGCCAAUUCGCACCUUUAAAUGGGGAGUGGACAGCUUACACGAUGUUAAAUUCAACCAGGUUCAAACAAACUUACUUGCUGCUUGUGCAAGUGAUCGCAGUAUAAUUCUUUAUGACACCCGAGAAGUUGGAGCCCUAAGAAGAGUAAUUAUGAAAUUACGUGCCAACAGGUUGGCUUGGAAUCCUAUGGAAGCAUUCACUUUCACAUGUGCUAGUGAAGACUACAACUUGUACACAUUUGAUACACGUAAAUUGAGGACACCCGUUAACGUUCACAUGGAUCACGUUGAAGCUGUGACAGAUGUAGACUACAGUCCUACUGGAAGAGAGUUUGUCUCUGGCAGUUACGACAAAUCAAUAAGAAUAUUCGAAAUUAACAAAGGUCAUUCAAGAGAAGUCUAUCACACGAGACGUAUGCAAAGGCUUACAAGCAUAGCAUGGUCAUUGGAUAACAAAUACAUACUCAGUGGCAGCGACGAAAUGAACAUUCGUGUGUGGAAAGCAAGGGCGUCAGAAAAAUUGGGAGUGUUGAAACCUAGAGAAAAGGCUGCUCUUAACUACGCCGAAGCAUUGAAGGAAAAGUUUGCCAGUCAUCCGCAAGUACGACGAAUCGCACGACAUAGACAAGUCCCAAAACAUAUUCUCAAUGCCGCAUCGGAAAUUCGCAGAAUACGCGAAAAGUCAAAGCGAAAGGAAACAAACCGGCGUAUACAUUCGAAAAAGGGAGACGUGCCUUUUGUAUCAGAAAGACAGAAGCACGUUGUACGAGAAGACCAUUAAUUCAUUUUUAUUUGUAUGUUCUAACUGUAAUAAAGUAAUACUUUCUAUACAAA